Messenger RNA from Setaria italica (foxtail millet), 4447 nucleotides. RefSeq names its product disease resistance protein RPM1. NCBI's taxonomy places the organism in Eukaryota, Viridiplantae, Streptophyta, Magnoliopsida, Poales, Poaceae. The record is from RefSeq and is a predicted model, not a curated record. The transcript has 6 exons. Gene Ontology annotation, biological process: defense response to other organism. Gene Ontology annotation, molecular function: ADP binding. The coding region runs from base 1244 to 4009 and encodes 921 amino acids.
AAGCGCUUCCAGGCCUCCCCUCCCAUGGCUGGCGGCGGCGCGCCGCCGCGCUCUCUUCCACUUCCGCGGUUCUGCCUCCAUCCUCCCCGCCCCUCGCCUCUUCCGCAGCUCCAAACCCACCUCCGACCGAUCCGACCUCGUCCCAUCCUCAACCCGUCUCCUCCUCUCGCUCCUGCGCCGCCGCCGCCGCCUGCACCACCACCGUCCCCUCGGCCAACAAGGCGGGUUCAUACGAAUCGAGUAAUACAUGCAGCAUCAGCGCAUUGGGGUGCGCGAAUAGCCCUUGCGGCGCCCUCGAGUCACCGCUUCGCAGGCUCUCCGACGAACAGAUGACGGCGAACACGGCGGACUUCGACCGAGGCGGGGAACACCGAACACGUCCUGGCGACCUGGCCAGUAUGGCUGCUGCUAUGCUACUGCUUUUUGCUGAACAUUUUUUUAAGAAAUGAAAUUUGCUGAAGUUUUUCAGCAUGCUGAUUGAGGCGUUUUGACAUAAUGUGGAUGCAGCGAGAAAGAUGCUGGGUUGGGCAUGUACCAUUUCAGUGUUCAGAGUAACAAACCAUGCAGCAAUCGAGGACUCCCAGCUGGUGCCAGGCUGGUGCUCACCCCAUUGCUGUAUGACUUUCAGCUCUGACUUUCCUCACUUAUUUAAAUGCCAAUGAUUUAAGCCUUGGGAAUAAGAUGCUGCAGAUGAUGACCCUUGUACCAAGAUUUUUCUUUGCCUCCUUCCAUCCACGAAACUGCAGGUUAGUUUGGAAGCAGAGAUUGUCAAAAAAUUAUUAUUCCUCCCUUAUUGAUUGGUAGAGUAGGAUUGAUAUUGUUGCAGUUAAUUAUCAUUGGAGGUUGUAUAGCCUACAACACUUGUUUAAAUACCAAAUUCAUGGGACUCCAUCUCUGCCACUUGCAGAUUUAAACACUGCAAAACAGUAAGGUCAGACAUGACAUAAUUUAUUCUUGCCGAAUGAUGGCAACUGUCUUAACCUUUUUAAUUGAUGCGUUCAACCUGGAUUGCUAAUCAUGACUUUUGACCUUUUCUCUCCAUCUCCUACCUUCUUCGAAGAAGCGGUGGUCGCUGGUUAAUCAUCCUCUGGAGCUGCAGCAUUGCUGCUCUGGAUGCACCUUCUUUACUCAUAUAUUCACCUCAACAAGGCCUGAUCUCCAACGUGUGCUUAUGUUCUUCUACUAUUCUGCCAUGCACAUUCUCUUGUAGCUCUGAGCUCGAUCAAUAGCACAUAAAACAACCAUGGCAGAGGCUAUUGUGCGGGUAGUUAUUGGCAAGCUUGGCAUGGCCUUGGUGAAAGAGGCAGCAAUCUAUGGUGCAUCCUUGCUUGGCAAGGAAGCUUCCACCCUCAUGGGUCUCUUUGGUGAGAUCCGCAAAGCUGAGGAGGAGCUAAAUAGCAUGAAGGCUUACUUGCGUGAAUCAGAGAAGUUUAAGGAUACUGACGAGACCACUGGCAUCUUUGUCAAGAAUAUCCGAGAAUUAUCUUUUCGGAUCGAGGAUGUUGUCGAUGAGUUCAUGUAUAGACUUGAGGACAACAAGCAUGGAGGUUUUGUAGCCAAGACGAAGAAAAGAGUUAAGCUUGUCAAAAUCCGGCACUGUUUAGCUCUCGAGCUUUGUAGUAUCAAUGCUGAACUUAAAGAGGCUGCAACAAGGAGAGACCGUUACACCAUACCAGGAAACAAGAGAUAUGGUGGAGGCAGUGUCCAUCAUGACAUAUCUACCAAUCAAAUUUCGUGUUUACCAAAGGAAGAAGAUAUAGUUGGAAUCGAGGACAAUGUGGAUAAGCUGACACAGUAUCUAGGCAGUGAUUUGGAGGAAAAGAAGUGCAAAAUCGCCACAGUUUGGGGGAUGGGUGGAGUAGGUAAAACUACUUUAGUUGAUCAUGUCUAUAAGAUUGUGAAAGUGAAUUUUGAUACUGCUGCAUGGGUAACUGUGGCAAAGAGUUACCAAGUAGAGGACUUGUUGAAGAAGAUUGUGAGAGAGUUGGGCAUCUCAGUUGACACAAGUAACAUGGAUAUGAGAGCUGUAGUAGGCGUCAUCCAUAACCAUCUUCAAGGUAAAACAUUUAUCUUGGUUCUGGAUGAUGUUUGGGAAGAUGAUGUGUGGAUUAAAAUCAUGGAUGUCUUUCCAACCAACUGCAUCAGCAGGUUUGUUCUGACAUCACAAAACUAUGAAGUCGCAUCAUUGGCAACUAGUAAUUGUGAAAUCAAGGUGGAACUGCUAGGAAAAGGUCACUCUUGGGAGUUAUUUUGCAAGGUAGCUUUUCAGAGUAGUGAUGACAAAGGGUGCCCAUCUGAUUUGCAUGAUUUGGCCGUAAAGUUCCUACAAAAGUGUGAAGGAUUGCCUAUUGCUAUUGCAUGCAUAGGGCGCCUUCUUUCUUGCAAACCCCGAUCUUACAUUGCAUGGAAUAAUGUGUAUGAGGAGUUAGAGAUGCAGUCAACUGUGAUUCCUGGUGUUGAUGCCAUUCUAAAAGUCAGCUUGGAGGACCUUCCAUUCUAUAUAAAGAGUUGCUUCUUACAUUGUGCACUAUUUCCAGAGGAUUCUGCAAUGCAGAGACGGAUGCUAAUUAGGCAGUGGAUCACUGCUGGGUUCAUCAAGGAAAAAGAUAACAAAACACUGGAAGAAGUAGCAGAGGGCUGCUUAAAUGUGCUUGUAAACCGAAGCCUAUUACAAGUUCUGAGCAAGAAUGAGUUUGGACGAGUGAAAUGGUGCCAAAUGCAUGAUGUCAUUCGCCAUCUUGCCCUUGAAAAAGCAGAUAAAGAAUGCUUUGGUAAAGUUUAUGACGACUCUAGAUCAUUUUUGCUAGAUGGCACCCAUCGACUAUCAAUAAAUAACACCAAUAUUGCACCUUUAAGUCAAUCUAGUGCAACACAUCUCCGUGCAAUCAAUGUAUUUAUGACAUAUAUUAAUAUUGAUUUACUAAGGCCUGUCCUUGCAUCUUCAAAUUUGCUGUCAGCAUUGGAUCUGCAAGGUGCUCAAAUCGAGAUGUUGCCUAAGGAGGUCUUCAGCUUGUUUAAUCUACGGUUUUUGGGUCUUAGAUAUACUAAAAUUCAAAUUUUACCUGAGUCAGUUGGAAGAUUACAAAACUUAGAAGUACUGGAUGCAUUGCUAACUGCUUUGCAGUCUUUACCAAAGGGUGUAGGAACAUUAAAGAAGCUUAGGUACCUGUAUGCAAGUAAAGAAUUUCAUACUAAAGGAAGUUCUACACAUUUUGGUGCAAUUAAAGUACCUCGAGGCAUAAGGAACUUGACCGGACUGCAUGCUCUGCAGUAUGUUAAAGCAAGCUUAGAGAUUCUUCGUGAUGUUGCAACUUUGAUUGAGUUAAGAACAUUUGCAGUUGGUGAUGUCACAAGCGAGCACUCUUUAAACUUGUGCACUGCUAUCAUGAACAUGAGGCAUCUUGUCCAUCUGCUGAUUGCUGCAUCAAACGAACAUGAAGUAUUACCAUGGGAACAACUUCGCUUGCCAGAGACUCUUUCAAAACUUUAUCUGGGUGGGCAACUGGAAAAGAAAUGGACGCCUCAGAUUUUCUCAUCCUGGUCACACCUUAACAACCUCACACGAUUGCCUCUGAGACUAUCCAAACUUGAUGAGGACUCAUUUUCUAACCUCAUUGUGUUACGUGGUUUAUGCUACCUUCGCCUUCUUAACAAGUCUUAUAAUGGCAAAAAAAUGUACUUCCCUGCACUCUCGUUUCCUAGACUACGACAAUUAAAAAUAUCUGGUGCUCCACAGCUCAACCAAGUUGAAAUAGCAGAAGGUGCAUUGGAAAGCCUUAUUGUGCUAUGGUUUUCAGACUGCCCAAGAUUGAACAACAUCCCUCAUGGCAUUGAGCACCUUACAGCCCUUGAGAUUUUAUAUUUGGAAGAUACAGCAGGGGAGCUCAUAGAGAAGCUUAGGUGGGAAAGUGGAACAAAUGAAUGCAAUGAAGAGCAAAAGAAGAUUAGCCACAUUAGAAAGGUUGUUGUUGUAUUGACUGGAGAAAACAUAUGGGAAAGGAUUAGAUGAUUGAAACGUCAAAGCUGCUAUUCCCAGAGAUUCAAGACGAAAGGAGUUGUGCUAGGGAACCAAACUACUGGAAGAUUUGGCGCUGAGGUGCUUUUGCAGCAGGAAGAGGUUGGAGUCGAUGGCAAUAAGGAUGAACUUUUAAAAAUGUUGUUGGCCGUAGUCUCUGUUUGGUUGUGGUUGAUCUCUGAUCGGUGAGCGUGUAACGCACCAGUGUAGAAGGAGAAAAUGUAUCUUGUCCCGUUGUCUGGGUGCAGUUUUUUUGGUGAUAUAUGUUGAGGUUUCCAUUUAUUCGCCCUAGGGAGGAAAGGAACGAUCUAUGCUUAGUGCUUUGUACUUACAAACAGUUUCAUUCCGUUGUGCUGAACCUGAUGUAUAUAAUUUGGUUUGGACGAAACUGGAAUACUUUGCAGUUGAUGGCUUCUUUCAUAUAGGUCUUCA